UUUAUCAGUAGGCCUACAUUCAGUUGAUUUUCGCAAGACCUAAGCCUAACGUUAGCCUAAAAAUUAUGUUCUCGAGCACGUGAGAAGAUUGGGUUUUGAUUUUCAUCUAUUUCUGCUGAAUGUUUUCAACACCUUUUCUUUAGCUGCACCAUGAUCGAAAAUGGAAAUUUGCCACCGGUGACCUCGCCAGUUUGGAAGGACUUGGCAAUUCCCAUCGAGACACUACCAAACCUCAGGCGGGUGGACUCCCGGGGCAAGCUGUAUCGGUCUUCGAGACAAGACUUGCUCAGCCGCGCUGACACCGAGAAACUCAAAGAGUUGAGGAUUCAAUCUGUGAUUGACUUUCGCUCCAAGUCUGAAUACAAAGUUGCGAAUGGGGACAAAAUUUAUGAUCAGAAUUCUACCAUUUUAGAAGUUGUUAUUCCUAAAGCAAAAGGAUCAGGACAGAGUACAAAACAAAUUUCUGUGAAUGUGAAGCCAGUGAAAUCUCUGUCUGGUUUCCAGAAUAAGGAAAUCAAGAACUCACAAACUUUGAGUGAUAAUCACAGUGCAAUCAAUAGGAAGAGAUUUCUACUGGAUUUUUUCAAGCUUCACUUUGUUUGGACGGUUUUCAACCGAAUUCCUCUGUAUAAAAGAUUAUUCUCCAUUCUCUACCUCAUUGUGGAUAUUCUGUUUCGUACCCAUUUCCGAUAUUUCAUCCGAUAUUUUGCCAAAGAGACUCUCAAUCCUGCUGGUUUGUUGUCGAGUUACAUAGAUAUGAUAGAACUCAGUGGCACACAGAUAUGUUUAGCCCUUCGUAUCUUGUCUGACCCAUCUAACUUACCAGCCUUGGUAAGCUGCGCACAUGGAAAGGAUCGAACUGGAAUUGUGGUUGCCAUGGUUCUUUCAUUAUUGGGUAAAUCUGAUGACUACAUUGCAGAGGAAUAUGCCCUUUCUGAAAUUGGAUUAGAUCCUAUAAGGCCUAGAGUUCAUCAAGAGAUAGUAGGACGAACUAGAAUGGAUGAAUCCUUUACACAUGCUAGAAGAGAAACCAUGGACGGUCUGCUUCAAUACAUUCAUAAAACAUACGGCAGUGUUCCCAACUAUCUUGAAUCCAUUGGGUUUGGAAAAGAAGAUCAGAAGAAAUUACUUCAAUCUUUUCAGGAAUGAAUCCAGACAAUGCUGCCCAGAUUAGGGCCCUGUUACAUGAAGCUUAGUAAUUUAUCUUGGUUUGAUUUCUAGGUUUGUUUGCAUUGAUUAUUGUGUAUGAUCAAUUGUAAAAAUCAGUCCCACAAUCAGUUGCUAUGUUUGAU
Messenger RNA from Lytechinus variegatus (green sea urchin), 1292 nucleotides. RefSeq lists its product as uncharacterized. Gene Ontology annotation, molecular function: phosphoprotein phosphatase activity. The record is from RefSeq and is a predicted model, not a curated record. NCBI's taxonomy places the organism in Eukaryota, Metazoa, Echinodermata, Echinoidea, Temnopleuroida, Toxopneustidae. The transcript is spliced from 4 exons. The coding region runs from base 151 to 1149 and encodes 332 amino acids.